Messenger RNA from Clupea harengus (Atlantic herring), 3775 nucleotides. RefSeq names its product plexin-B1-like. The record is from RefSeq and is a predicted model, not a curated record. Gene Ontology annotation, cellular component: semaphorin receptor complex; plasma membrane. Bases 44 to 3775 code for a protein of 1243 amino acids. Gene Ontology annotation, biological process: regulation of GTPase activity; semaphorin-plexin signaling pathway; regulation of cell migration. The transcript has 21 exons. Gene Ontology annotation, molecular function: semaphorin receptor activity; protein binding. Lineage: Eukaryota; Metazoa; Chordata; Actinopteri; Clupeiformes; Clupeidae.
AGCAGCACACAGCACCUCUGCAGAUUACUGUAUUAUAACCAAGAUGACUUCCUGGCUCUCAGUCACGGUCGCUCUGCUGUGUGUCUGCGCCAGGAACGUCCCUUGCACCGGCACCCAACCUUUCUGGUCUCGGACCAACAUCCAGAGCGUCGUCCGGGAUCCCCAAACAGGACGGGUGUACGUAGGGGCGACGAACAACCUCUACCAGCUCGGCCCAAACUUGGCGCUGGAACAGAGGGUUGUCACCGGUCCUAAACUGGACAACGUCCAGUGUUCUCCGCCGAUAACCGAAUCAUGCAGCGAUGUCAAACAGAAAGAAAACGAAAACCGUCUGCUGCUGGUCUAUCCCGGCCGGGGCGCCCUCAUCGCCUGCGGCAGUGUGUACCGAGGCGUGUGCUCACUGCUGAACCUGACGGACAUCUCACACACCUUCUACUACAGCGAGAUCGGCGGAAAGAAGACCUGGGUGGCGCGCGGGUUCUACUCGAUUACGGGACUUGUGUCGAGCGUGCGCCUCAAGAGAAGGAGCCCUCCGCUGGACGUCCUGCUCGUCGCCAAGAACUUCGCCUCCCUCGACGGCACCGACUUCCUGUCCGUGCGCGGGCUGCGGGGCGAGGGCGGGAAACGUGUGGUCUUCGAGAGUGUCGCCGAGCUGCCGUUCGCUAGUGUCUCCACCAUGCAGGACUACAGCCACGAGUUCUAUCAAAUGUUCCAGGAUGGCGAGUACGUGUACAUAGUGUUCACUCGCUUGGCCGGUAGCAAAGACUCCAAGGGCCUGACCUUCGUGGCGCGCUUCUGCACCGACGACAUCUACUUCUACUCGUACCUGGAGCUGCCGCUCACCUGUGGCGGCGAAGACAUGGUGUGGGCCGCCAACGUGGCCUCAGCCGGACCCGCGCUGGCCCGACACCUGAGCGAGUCGGGGGAGCACGGCAGCACCGACCCGGCGGAUAAGGUCCUGUUUGGGGUGUUUGGGCCUGAGCUGGGGCCGGCCAGGCUCUGUCUGUACCCGCUGGGAAGCAUCAACCGCGCCUUUGAGGAGAUCAGAAACACAUGUUACGUGCACGAGGGGAUGGCGGCGGGGAAGGAGGUGGUCUACCAGCCGUACAGCAGCAGACAGGAGAACCCGUGUCGAUCCAAGAGCCUUCAGACUGGCAUGGCGGUCACCUACCCAUGUGGGGAUGCUUCUCUUCCUGACCAGCUGGCCGGAAGGAGGGAGCUGGCCCUCCACAGCCAAUCAGUGUUCACCUGGACAGAUAUUGUGAGAGCGGUGGCCGUUGUCACGGAGACCAGACAUACGGUGGUGUUUCUCGGCACCACGGCCGGAGAGGUUCUUAAAGUUCAUAUAUCCAACAGUGCUGUGCUGUAUGACACGAUCGCUGCAGAUAACACCAGGUCAGGGAUAAACCAAAAUAUAUUCUUUGACAAGAACCACAGCAACGUUUAUGUCACGUCAUAUAAAAUGAUCCGUAAGGUUCCGGUCCAAUCCUGCCACCUACUGGCGGACUGCCAGUCCUGCAUGUCUCUGAGGGACCCCUACUGUGGCUGGUGUGUGCUGGAGGGCAGGUGCAGCACAGAAGGGGAUUGUGGGAAGGCGGAGGAGAAGAACAUGUGGCUGUGGAGCCCAGACCAGCAGUGUGUGACCAUCCAGACUUUCAAGCCUCCCUUCUUAAGCUGCCUUGCGCAGUCUCAGAUGGUGGAGAUGGACAUACCUCUACUGCCCGCACUAAAGCCUGGCGAGAAGCUGGAAUGUGAGUUUGGAUCAUUUCACAGUUCCGCUCAGACUCAAGGGACACGAGUGACCUGUUCACUACCUGAGCCCACACUCAUCGGGUGGAAGCCACAGAAUCAAGACUAUGUGGUGGUUCCUGUGAAGAUCAGGGUUACUGGUGGAGUGGAGCUGGUUACAGGAGAGUUCAGAUUCUACAGCUGUGCUGCAGUGGUGGGGAGUGAGGAGAGCAGACCGUGUAUGACGUGUGUGAUGAGUGACUGGGGCUGCCAGUGGGACACAGACACCCAGGCCUGCAGUGACAUAGAUCAGACAGCAGAGGGGGCUCACAUCAUAAAACACCGACAGACAGAGAAGUGUCCCAUCUUUGAAAGCCCAACACCUGCACUCAUUUCUGUGGGGGUCAAAACACCUGUAUCUUUUGUGGGGAGAAAUCUAAAAACAGGAAAGCACUACAAGAUUGGUACUAAACUUGUUAAACAGUUUGAGGAUGAUGUCGCACAUGAGACUGGGUCAAAGUUCAACUUUAGAGGCUUUAAGUUCAUCUUCGACGAAGCCCAGGAAGUGAACGUGUCACUCCACGUCACUGACCCGGACUCUGGGAAAAGGAUUGACAGCACUGUCACUGUCCUGCUGUAUAACUGCUCAGUGGAGAGGGAUGACUGCAGUGUGUGCCAGAGUGCGGAGGCGAAGUACAGGUGUGUGUGGUGCAGCGCCAGCCAGACGUGUGUGCACCGGGAUCUGUGUACGGAGGUGCAGGACGUGUGCGCCACCCCUACUAUUACUGAUGUCAGCCCUCGGUCGGGUCCCAUGGAGGGCCUGAUCUCCAUCACCAUCCGCGGUCACAACCUGGGCGUGACAGCGCAGGACAUCCACAGCAUCACUGUAGCCAAGAUCCCCUGCAUCCAUCAGCCACAUAGAUACUCCCCAUCUGUAAGAGUGGUGUGUGAGAUUGGUCCAGUACAGAGGCCCUCCGGUGACUCCUCUCCUCUGCCUGGACCUGUGGUGCUGGAGCUCAGGGGGGGUCGGAAAGCCCGGUCCAGCCUGCUGUUCACCUAUCAGGACCCUCAGCCAGAGAGUUUCACCCCAACGAGCAGCUUAUUCAAUGGGGGAAGGGUCCUCACCGUCAGCGGCUCUCGGCUGGACACUGGCAGCAAAGAGGACGUCAGGGUCCUGGUGGGAGAACAUCCCUGCCAAAUACUGUCUGUGGGACCCCAAAUCACCUGUAAGAUGCCUGCCAUGAACACAUGCUGGACAUGCAACGUCACAGUGAAAUAUGGGAAAAACACAACAAAGGAAUUGCCCGGAAUCUUCAGCUACACACCACCUUUUCUACUGGGCCACACCCCUGAGCAAAGUUUUGCAUGUGGCGGGCGAGUUAUCUCAUUUCGCGGGUUCUUAUCUAUGGUGGAGAAAGCCUCAAUUACAGCGGCGCCACCUGCUGGAGACACAGGAGCUGACCAGCUGAAGGAGGAGGAGGCGUUUUCUAAAAGCCCUGUGAUGCUUCAGUUCCGCUCCCCUGAUGUGAGAGGAGUGCACAACCUUCGCCUCAUCAACGUCUUCCUCCAUCUUGACGGCUUAAAUAAGAGUCUCACUCCCUUCACCUACCACCCUGACCCAGAGUUCAACGCUCUCAGUCCAAACCCCAUCUCAGCCUCCAACACUGUUACUGUCACCGGACGAGGGUUCUCCAAGGCUAUGACAGCGGAGGAGGCAGAAGCUUUCAUUGGCAACAUUCCCUGUCACAUCAUCUCCCUCCAAGAUGAUAGGCUUGUCCUACAGGUCCCGCCCACUGUGAUAGAGAAAAGACAGAGCGGAGAGAUGGAGUCCACCCUGGAAGUGAAGAUUAAGUUUGGUUAUGGGGAGUGGAUGGUACGGGAGCCUGAGAGGAGGAGUGUGGUGGUUCCGGUCGCUGUCGCCAUCUCCAUCCUCCUCCCCCUCCUGCUGCUCGUCUCUCUGUCUGUAUAUUUCUACAUGUACGGAGCCACAGCCAUUCACUAUACCAUCAGCUUAACAUUCAUCUUCCUCAGAUGGGAUGUACAAUGA